This is a messenger RNA of Mytilinidion resinicola, 840 nucleotides long. RefSeq lists its product as uncharacterized. The transcript is spliced from 3 exons. Lineage: Eukaryota; Fungi; Ascomycota; Dothideomycetes; Mytilinidiales; Mytilinidiaceae. Gene Ontology annotation, cellular component: extracellular region. Gene Ontology annotation, biological process: (1->6)-beta-D-glucan biosynthetic process; fungal-type cell wall organization; cell wall biogenesis. The record is from RefSeq and is a predicted model, not a curated record. The coding region runs from base 1 to 840 and encodes 279 amino acids.
AUGGAGCUCAUUCUUUGUUUCCUGGUGCUUGCGCUGACGAGCUGUGUGUCGGCUGUUGUGACGUUCCUACAGCCUACAGCCGGUGCAGAGAUUCAAGGAGGAGAGUCUUUCACCGUGCAAUGGAUACUGGAGGAUGGCACAAUCCCCGCCGCAAACCUUACGACCUACAAGCUGGCGCUGUGUGCCGGUGGUAAUAACGCCAGCUCGCAAGCUGUACUCAGCACCCUCGUCCAGUCCGCCGCUUUUUCCAACAAUACAGAGCUUUCCGAGAACAUCGAGACCUCCAUUGGGGGCAGCGACAUCAAUGCGUAUUUCUUCAUGCUCGUCACGAAUUAUACAGGCGGCGGCACGAUAACUUCCUUCUCCUCACGCUUCACUCUGUCAUAUAUGCACGGCACCUUCGACUCGACUGUCCUCGCGGGGAUACAAUUCAUGUCGGCCAGCACAACGGGGCCUACCGAAAUCCUAGACAUCCCGGAUAGUACUGGAACCCCGACAGCUACAUCCUCAUUAUCAAGUUCUGGAUCGCCCACAGCAAGUUCGAGCUCAACAGCAACUACUUCGCCCACCACAUCCGCCGGCCUGAGCAAAAGCGGCGUAGUCGGAUUGGCACUUGGCGUUCCCCUAUGUAUGAUGGGGCUUGCCCUGGCUGGCUAUCUCUUAUAUCAGCACCGCAAGAAACGAUCCGAGAGACCCUGGAAGCUCAUGGGAUCAGAGCUCGACUUGACAUCAGCCAGAGCGGAACUCGACGCGAGACCCUCAGAAGCCGAAAUGCAUACGCCGGCGAAUGUCCAUGAGAUUGGAGACAGCAAGGAACUCGCUGUUGAAUUGCCGGGGUGA